This is a messenger RNA of Sphaeroforma arctica JP610, 1696 nucleotides long. RefSeq lists its product as hypothetical. The record is from RefSeq and is a predicted model, not a curated record. The coding region runs from base 690 to 1532 and encodes 280 amino acids. NCBI's taxonomy places the organism in Eukaryota, Ichthyosporea, Ichthyophonida. The transcript has a single exon.
ACAUUGUGGAAGGGGGCGGGAGUCCCUAUACUCUCGCUGGUCACUUUUGACCCGUACUGUUUACGACCACAUAGUGGAGCACGAGGCAUCUGUAUCCCCGGAGACGGAAGAUGGCUACUGCUCGGGGUAAUCCAGCCCCUGACCCCAACAGCACACCUGUGGUUGUAGGAGGACUUGCAAUUUAACAGGGGAAUUGCGAGCGCGGCCGUAAGCUGCCCUGAGUGGUAUGAGGAAAAGGGCAAGCUUGCCGCAAUCGAGCUGACAAUUCAGAUUCGUCACAUCAACUUCCUGACGCACAGUUUGCGUCAGAUAAACCUUGGAGGAUAUCCUCUGGAAGAGAGAGAGAGAGAGGCUGUAUCGAGGAGUUAUAUUCACGUUUUCCCGUGAUAUAGCACAGCUGCUUGACCUCAAGUACAUCGGAGUCAAGCACGGCCCGGUCAUCGCCAUCGCCAGUGAGAGACAGUGACGACAUAUCGUUCGACCAUUCUUCAAGAAGCCGCACGACUUUGAGGUAGCCGCAUCUUACAGACAGAACCGAGAGAAUAUUAACAAGAACAGAGACAGGGACAGGGACAAGGAGAACAAGGACAAAGGCAGAAAAGACAAAAAGGGCAAGGCCGCUAAGGAAGACAAGGACGAGUAAAGCUGGCCUAAGCACUUUAUUUACGGGUACGGGAGAAGCUACAAGAAUGGCCACACUACCGGGCCCCAAGGAUCGUGACAGAGGCCAUCCGAUACGGCGUGAGGCCAGAAUGGAACAAACUGGGCAGGCCAGCGCGGAGCGACAAGGGCCGAUGGAUAUCGACAGACGAUGGAACACCGAAGAUGGAGAGGACCGAGCUGACCAGGUGGUUCGAAUCGGGGGUGAUCCGACAGUUCGAGGAAUGGGAGAUGCACUUGACGCAUUCGGCUUUCAUGAUCCCCAAAUCGGACGGAAUUCGGGCCCGCCUGAUCCUCAAUCCGGUAAUAAUCAACGACCACGCCAAGAAGGAGAAGUUACGAAUAGAAGGAUUGGACAAGUUGACCCAAAUAGCUCGACGAGGGGACGUGAUACUCUCGGCGGACACACAGGUCGGGUUUUACGCACUAGCAGUGGCCGAGCCCAAACUGUAGCAGUUUCGGGACAGGACAGGACAGCUAUAGUGCUUUAUGGCCCUUCCGAUGGGGGCAACGUUCAGUCCACUUUGGUUCAACCGCCUCAUGGACGUGUUCGAAGAGUGGUUCGGUCGCAGGGGAUCCGAAUCAUUCUGUACGUGGACGAUCUGUUACUACUAGGUCGUCCACACGUGAUCAGGCGUCACAAGACGUUCAUCGACGCCCUGAUCAACAAACUGGGAUUGGUGUUCGCCCCCGGCAAAGGCAACUGGGAUGACGAUCCGACCAGCAGAUUGGAUUAUCUAGGCGUGAUUAUCGAUCUGGAAGCCAAUCAACUUUUGGUUACUCGGAAAUUUCAAGCGAAACUUCUGGAUCUGAGCCGGAAGAUUACAGCUACGUGCCGAAGAAACGUCAGACGAGUGCCUAUUCGUCAGUGACAGUCAUACCUGGGCCACCUCCAAUGGGCCGCCUUCGUACGCCUGGUGAACCAUUGCAACUCGACGAAGAAGGAGAUACGAAUAUCAGGAGCGGUCAUGAAGAAGAUCGGCAAGAUGAACGUGAUGAUCAAACAAUUCGAGGCGAGGACUAUUUGGUUGCCGGC